This is a messenger RNA of Aspergillus alliaceus, 723 nucleotides long. RefSeq lists its product as uncharacterized. The coding region runs from base 1 to 723 and encodes 240 amino acids. The transcript has a single exon. The record is from RefSeq and is a predicted model, not a curated record. NCBI's taxonomy places the organism in Eukaryota, Fungi, Ascomycota, Eurotiomycetes, Eurotiales, Aspergillaceae.
AUGAAGCCCAUCUCUCUCUUGACAGCCAUCAUUCCCCUCCUCCCCUUCACCGAAGCCCUCGUUGGCCUAGAUUGGAGCGCGUCCAACAUCCCAUCCACGGGUCUGAAGGAUAUCACAUUCCCCAUCUCCAUUGCCAACGCCCCGCACAAAGAAGGCUUCUACUUCGCCCAGCAAUACGCCUUCAAUGGUGUCUCAGACAUCGGGUACACAGGUCUCCAGCCUCGCCCCGACGCCAACGGCGCCAGCAUCAUCCACGCUGUCUUCUCGAGCUUUAUCCCAGGCAGCACUAGCAACGACGCAAACUGUCACGAUGGUGCUGACGGUGGUGCGGGCGUCAGCUGCGCUGUCGAGGUUGAAGCAUCUUAUGCAAACACGUACCAUCUUGCCGUGAAGAAUACCCAGGGAACAACCUGGACCGGUACCCUUGUCGACACCACCAGCAACACUGAAACCCAUAUCGGAGAGUACACGCUUCCUUCUGGUACCGGCGGAAUCAAAAAAAGCCAGGUUGGCUUCGUCGAGUAUUAUCCUUGGAACUCGGCUGGCGGACAUACCUGUGACUCUUUGCCGUAUACAAAUGCUACUUUUGGGACGCCUACUUCAACCGAGUCUGGCGUACAGGGAACGGUGAGUAAGCCGUAUGAAUAUGGGGACUGUGUGGGGAAGGUUAGGUUUGAUGUGCAGGAGGUUGAUGGGGGCUACGAGGUUUCUGUUGGGUUCUAG